This is a messenger RNA of Brugia malayi, 435 nucleotides long. Its product is annotated as id3 protein, putative. The record is from RefSeq and is a predicted model, not a curated record. Gene Ontology annotation, molecular function: protein dimerization activity. The transcript is spliced from 2 exons. Lineage: Eukaryota; Metazoa; Nematoda; Chromadorea; Rhabditida; Onchocercidae. The coding region runs from base 1 to 435 and encodes 144 amino acids.
AUGCGGCUACUCAUAUCAGCAUCCUCAUCAAGUGCUUCAUCCGGUUCCGAAUCCGAUAGCAGUGGACAAAUUCGUAUUGGACGAAUUAAGAAGGCAUCGUAUGAACAGCGUCAACGAUAUCAGCUGAUGAAGAGACUACGAACAAUGGUACCUAAUGCUCGGAGUGCUACUACACAACUUGAAUUGUUGCAGUAUAUCAUCGACUAUAUUACCGAUUUACAGCAAAUCGUGAAUGAUAACGAUGAUGAUAAUGUUAAUGAUAAUGAUGAUAGUGGUAUUGAUAAUAGAGCGAUAUCAACUGCUGCUAUGUCAUUCAAGCAAAAUCCAACAAUCACUGAUUUAUCGCUUUUAUUCUCCAAGAUUAAUACUACAAUCAAUACCACAUCUAUCAGUUCAAUGAAAUAUUCUACCAGACAUGAAUUUCAUCAACAGUAA